CGUUCAAGUCUCUCAUUUCCUCUGACGUGCGCUUGUCCUCGCCUUGGCUUGGUUUCUUGUCAUGAUCACCAUGGAUGAUCUGAUGAGCUGUGGCGGCGACACCGGCGGGGCUCCAGGCGACGGGCAGGUCACGCCCCGACGGCAGAUGGCGAUGGGCAACCAGCUGACGGUGUCCAGGAUCCGGACGGCGGUGUCCAUGCUCAAUCACCGCACCGGCCACGCGCGCUUUCGCCGCGGCCCCGUCGUCGUGCAGCAUCCGUCGGACCAGCCGCCGGGGAGCAAGCCCGCCGUGACGCGAGACAUGGCGAGGUCGUGCGAUGGGUUCAGCGCGUCGGCCUCGGCCAGCUCGUCGCUCCCGUCGACACUGACAGGCGUUACCGGCGAAGGGAGCGUGUCCAACGGCCGCCCCCAGCUCCAGCUCCCGCCUGCACGCGGCAAAGCUGCCGGCAAGCUACUGCCGCGGCCAACGCAAUCCGUUUUCGAGUACUCUUCCGGCCGGCUCGACAGCAAGUGCCACGACCGCGCGCGCUCCGAGAACGACGCCGGUGGCAGACAGCACGCCGCCCACGGCGGCCGCUGCCACUGCUCCUCCAAGAAGAGGAAAUCGCGCGUGAAGCAUACCGUCCGCGUGCCGGCGAUCAGCUCCCGGAACGCGGACAUCCCGCCGGACAACUACUCGUGGCGCAAGUACGGUCAGAAGCCAAUCAAGGGCUCGCCUUAUCCCCGCGGGUACUACAAGUGCAGCACGGUGCGCGGGUGCCCGGCGCGGAAGCACGUGGAGCGCGACCCCGGCGAGCCGGCCAUGCUCAUCGUCACCUACGAGGGCGACCACCACCACCACGACAUGGACUGACGUGCUGCCACCGCCGGCGUGCCGGAGCAUCCGACCAUUUGAGCGUUGAAGUCUCCGGCCCCUUUACGUUCCCAUUACUUGGAGCUCUCCGCGUAGUUUCUGCCUUCAGCUCUGGUCUUAGGUUCAGAGUAGCUCAUAGUGGUGUUACGUCGCCGUCGCUUGCAGAGCAAUUUAGGGGACCGAAAGAUCAGUGUUUGAAAUCUUGACCAUCAAUCUUAUCAGACCAUGCAUGUAACUUGUCAAGGCUUUGGGUUGUCGAGUGUUGUGCUACGCGUUAGUUGUUCUUUUUUUC
Phragmites australis (common reed) is the source of this 1145-nucleotide messenger RNA. Its product is annotated as WRKY transcription factor WRKY51-like. Lineage: Eukaryota; Viridiplantae; Streptophyta; Magnoliopsida; Poales; Poaceae. Gene Ontology annotation, molecular function: DNA-binding transcription factor activity; sequence-specific DNA binding. The transcript has 3 exons. The record is from RefSeq and is a predicted model, not a curated record. Bases 62 to 853 code for a protein of 263 amino acids. Gene Ontology annotation, biological process: regulation of DNA-templated transcription.